This is a messenger RNA of Trichosurus vulpecula (common brushtail), 5329 nucleotides long. Its product is annotated as protein NPAT. The coding region runs from base 169 to 4527 and encodes 1452 amino acids. The transcript has 18 exons. NCBI's taxonomy places the organism in Eukaryota, Metazoa, Chordata, Mammalia, Diprotodontia, Phalangeridae. Gene Ontology annotation, molecular function: transcription coregulator activity; protein binding. The record is from RefSeq and is a predicted model, not a curated record. Gene Ontology annotation, cellular component: nucleus.
CCUAGGAGCGAUUGGCUGCAGUGGAACCAGGGGGCGGGACGAGUUGCCUCGGGGUUCUGUGCCGCAGCUGACGCCGCUGCUGGGACCGAGAGAUGCGGUCUCGGUGUUGCUACGCGGAAGGUGUCUGAGACGUUCCCGGGGUCUCAGAGUCCUUCCAGAGGCCUGAUCAUGCUGUUACCGUCGGACGUCGCCCGGCUAGUGUUGGGCUAUUUACAACAAGAAAACCUUAUCUCUACUUGCCAAACUUUCAUUUUAGAAAGUUCAAAUUUAAAAGAAUAUGCAGAACAUUGUACAGAUGAAGGUUUUAUUCCAGCCUGCUUGCUGUCUUUAUUUGGAAAAAAUUUAACAACAAUUUUGAAUGAAUAUGUAGCUAUGAAAGCAAAAGAAACAACAAAUGAUGUUCCAGCAAUGAUGUCAUCUCUUUGGAAGAAAUUAGACCAUACACUUUCUCAGAUCAGGAGCAUGCAGAGUUCCCCAGGGUUUGCUGCUAAUCAGAGAGCACGUACAAGAAGUGGAAUUGCAGAAAUCAAACGACAACGAAAGUUUGCAUCUCAGGCAGUUCCCAUCAACUCAGAGCUACCAUCUCUGCCCUACCAGACAGGACAAUAUAGUUCUACUCCUUUAGCAGCUACACAAGUCAUCAGACCAAUAAGUCAAAAUACAACCCAGUUCAGAACAAAUUCUGCUUUUGUUUCACAGCCUCCUGACAACAUUGCCCCUACAGAUUCUUUACAUAUUGUAGUUCCUGUACCUCAAGAACGAAAAAUUCAUUCUAGCUUAAUGUCUCCUGGAAGACGAAAAAGUGAAUCUCAAAGGAAAAACAUCACAUUUUCUGGACCUCAGUCCACAGUUCGGAAUUUUCAGGACCCAAAUGCAUUUACAGUAGAAAAACAAAUGGUCAUUGAAAAUGCCAGAGAAAAAAUACUAAGCAACAAAUCUCUACAAGAGAAACUUGCAGAAAAUAUCAACAGAUUCUUGAUUAGUGACAGUAACGUUGCUCAGCUACCCAAGCAAGCAGAUAGCAAUCCUACUGAACAAGAGGCUUCAAUUGAUGAAAUCCUGGGACUUCAGAGUGAAAUUCACAUGUCUGAAGAGGCUAUACAGGAUAUCCUGGAGCAAACAGAGUCAGAUCCAGCAUUCCAGGCUCUUUUUGAUCUAUUCGAUUAUGGUAAAGGAAAGAAUAAUAAAAGUGUAUCACAAGGCAUUUCUGGUCAGCAUUUGGAAGCCAGUCAGAAUGUCUUAGUAGAGGAAACUAAUCUAGCAGUUGGAAACGCUUUUGGAACCGAGGAAUCUAAUGUCCACUCUGUUGAGCCUCCAUUUUGUACUGACUAUCAAACUGAAGAGGCAUGUGCCUUGAAGGAUGGCGGUGGUGAUGAUCAUCUUAAGAAACAGGAAACCCAAGAACAGUGUGCCCCAGUGGGAUCUACCCUACAGAAAGAAACAUUUAAAGCAUCCUCAUGUAUUUCUCCUGAACAGAGUUGUAACCUUGAAAUCACCUUUGAAUCUGUGCCUAAUUUGAAUGACUUUAACCAAAGAGGAAAUUCUGGCCCUGAAUGCAAUGAGCCGUGUACAGAAUUGUACACAAAUCAGCUGUCCAAUGAAAAUGAAAUGUCUUUGGAAAUUGAAAAAGACUCUUCAGUGUCUAACAUCCCAAACACAUCCGAACUACAUCCUGAUCAGUCUGAUAUGCCUCUGGCUUCGUUUGCUUCCCUUGAUGGAAUAGCAGAAAGCAAUGAAAACUUAACAGACCACAGGAAAAAUUCAAACCAUUUUUUACCGAAUAUUUCAUUAACUGGAAAAACAUCUCAAAAUAGCCAGUCUUGUGGAAGCCCCAGUGAUUCUGUAAAACUUAAAACAAUUUUUCAUAGCUCCAAGUCACCAGAUUGUAGUGAAAUUCAGCAGAAUAAAAUUGAAACAAAUGAUAUUUUGCCAGUUCAAUCACAUCAGCCUUCUGAUUGCCGGGACGAUUCUUCAAACCAGAGUAAAGUCUUACCUGGCUCUGUUCAAAGUUCAGGUUUAAAUUUGUCUGAUCAACACAAAAUAGAGGGCCCUCCUGAAGAAUCUGUCACUUCAAGCAAACAGUCUAGUAGUCAAUCUUUAGUGGACCCAUGUCACUUGGAAAAUAAAGGUUUGCCAUCAGAGCCCUCCAACUCAGAGGAAAUAGCAUUGGAAUCACAAGAGCCAUCAUCUUCUGUAAAAGAAGAUAGUGGUGCUGUUCUUCUGUCCCCUAGCAAAAGUGUUGAAUGUAGAGAAAUUGAAAUGAUCCCCACUGAGAGUAAUCCUACAGAAUACAGUCAUUCUGUUCCUUCAGAAUCCCUGUGUUCUUCAGUGGGAGAGAUCAACACUGAACCUCAAAGUACUGGUGAAUAUGAACAUUCUAGAGAUUCCUCAGCAGAAGUAGAUCCAUCAAAUAUAGUAUCACUCAAAAUUAUCAUCAGUGAUGACCCAUUUGUCUCAACCGAUACAGAACUAAACAAUGCUGUUUCCAGUAUCACUGGAGAAAACUUGCCUACUAUAAUCUUAUCUUCUCCAGCAAAAUCACCAGUCAAAAAUGUAGGAUUAGUUAAAUGUUUGACUUCAGAAGAAACUUCAAAUACUGUUUUAUCUGCUGAAAAAGUAGGGGACUCAGCCUUGGGAGAACAGAGCCUUUUAGUGCUCAAACCUAAAGACUCUGUAACAAAUAACAUACAGAACGAUGACUGCAGCACAUUUUCAGCAGCUGUCACAUCAAGUGUUUCUCAGGAUGGAGGAUUUAUACAGUUGAUGCCAGCAACAAGCACAACUUUGAUGCCAGCAACAAGCACAACUUUUGGCAAUUCCAGUAAUAUCCUGAUAGCUACCUGUGUGACUGAUCCAACAGCCUUGGGAACAGCUGUCACUCAAUCUAAUGUUGUAGUUUUACCUAACAAUUCUACACCUAUGGCUGCUCAGCCCCCACCACCACAGCAGUUACAGACUCCUCCAAGAUCAAACAGUAUGUUUGCCGUGAACCAGGCAGUAUCACCUAACUUUUCACAAGGAUCUGCCAUCAUAAUUGCCUCUCCAGUUCAGCCUGUGCUCCAGGGAAUGGUAGGAAUGAUUCCUGUAUCAGUAGUAGGGCAAAAUGGAAAUACUUUUCCAGCCCCUCCCAGACAGGUCCUGCAUAUGCCUUUAGCAGCACCUGUCUGCAACAGAAGUGUUCCUAAACUCCCCGUUCCUCCAAAAUCUCAAAAGGUCCAGGGAACAAGAAACAAGCCUAGUACAGUUCCAGGAAAGUUGACAGCCAGCUUGGGAGAUUCUUUAAGCCAUCCAAUUGGUUUUCAUACACAUAGAACUCUAAUUCCUGAAAAGAAUCUGGCUACAGAUCUUGGGAAGAAAUUAGAAGAUACCACAGUUUCCCUUUCAACAGAGAGCACAGUGGUGGCUACUGGCAAACCACAUGAAAGUCACAGGCGUGUGCUCUGCUUUGAUACUUCUCCUGGAGUCAACAUCCAAGGGUCUAACAACAAAACACUGUCUCAAAACAAAGAAAGGAAUGACAUUCCCUUUGUUACCGUGGACCCUCCCACUGUGUCAUCCUCCACUGUAAAAUCCUCUUUUAAUGUCAAAAAAGAGAGGGAGAAACCUUCUGGGCCUAAGAUUUUAUCACAGUCAGAAAUUGCCAGCAGUAGAAAUACAUCUGUGAAAGAAACACAACCUGAAAAAAAGACCUCACUGGCUGGCCUGGUUCUUGAUUCUUUUCAUAAAGCAACAGCUAAUAAGGAGAAUGAGCUACAAAGGGAUGUGGAAAGGCAGAAGAAUCAGGAAGCCAUCAAAUUAUCAAAUGGGCAUCAGAACAGUCCUCUAUGGAAUGAGAAAACUACUGCUUCAGUUCAAGAACUGACUAAAAAACAGGGGCCAUCUUCAAACACUAAAAACACUGUUUCAACAGGGACAGCUUCAAAGGAGCUAAAACGAGAACAGACUAAUAAAUCUGCCAGCCCUCUAACUAAAAACAGUGUAGAAAAAUUACAUGACCUUCAUUGGCACAGCCCAGCAAACAGACUCCCCAGUACUGGGGAUUUACCUGUGCCUCGGACACCAGGAUCAGGAACUGGGGAGAAACAUAGAGAAGAACCCUGUGACAGCAUCCAGACUCCCACCAACAGACGUUACAGUGAUGAGAGUGGCACUCCCAAGGGAAUGGUCCCUCCUGCCACUCCAGAUUUACCAGCCUGUAGCCCUGCCAGUGAAACAGGGAGUGAAAAUAGUGUAAACAUGGCAGCUCAUACUUUAAUGAUUCUCUCGCGUGCUGCUAUCUCAAGGACUACUUCAAAACCUCUCAAAGAUAAUACACAGCAAUUUAGAUCUUCAAGGAGCACCACCAAAAAAAGGAAACUAGAAGAUUUAGAUGAGUGUGACCGAACUGCCCGUUCUUCCAGUAAAAAUCUUCCAAAUUCAACGGUGCCAGUAAAAAAGAAAAAAAUUAAGAAAAAGAAGCUACCUAAUUCAUUUCCUGCUGGAAUGGAUGUGGACAAGUUUUUGUUGUCUUUGCAUUAUGACGAAUAAGAGUUCUAAAUUAUUAAGAACAUUAGCAAUUUAUUACUAUGAGUAGGAAAAAUCUGAGAGCAUGAACUGCACUUUCAGUGCACUGAAGUUACACUUUACAGCUAUAUCAUGCUGUUUCUAAAGCAGCUUGCUAGUUUGUACAUAGACUUGAUUUAGUAUAUUUUUAUUUUGGAAAAAGCACUUGCAGAAGUAUAAAGCCAUUAAUCUGCAAAACUGUACAGCUACAACAGUUGCAUAUUGUAAAUACUGUGUAAAGUGUAUUGAAAUUGAAUUUCAAUUAACUAAAUGUUCUGAAAAGCCUGGUUUGGUUUGGUUUUUUGUUUUUUGAUUACCAACCAAUUUCCAAUUCACAGAUUUGUCCUUUAGAAUAGUUUCAUUUAAUUCUUUGGGAAAAAAAGUAAUUGUUUAUAGUCAGUCUAACAAGACAUUUCUAAGACUUAGCCAUUAAACAAAUUAUAGGUAAGGCCUUAGAAUAAGAGUUUGAUAGGUUUAUGGGGUUUUUUUUAAAGUGUUUCCUCUACCCCUCCUUGUUAUCACUUUAAAGGUUGUGUUCCUGAUUAUUUUUUUAAAUAAUUAAAAAAAAAACAGGGAGAAACAAGAGCUUUAAAUAUCCCUUAUGGGUGUCAUUCUGGUCUCUUAGUUAGAGAGGGAGAAUUUUAUAAGAUAUUUAGUGUUUUGAUCUGUUGUGUGUAGGGAUUUUUACAAAACCUUAAAUGGUUAGACUAUUGAGCCAUAUAAAGUUUGCUUUUGUAGUUGAAAGUUCCCCAAAAUGUACAUAUUCCCCCUCCCGACCCCCCCCCCA